Molecule: messenger RNA, 707 nt
Organism: Gasterosteus aculeatus aculeatus (three-spined stickleback)
Lineage: Eukaryota; Metazoa; Chordata; Actinopteri; Perciformes; Gasterosteidae
Product: ciliary microtubule-associated protein 3
Biological process (GO): regulation of cell projection organization
Molecular function (GO): cytoskeletal protein binding
Source: RefSeq, a predicted model, not a curated record
AAAACAAAACACUACGACGUCAUCCAGCUAGGGGACAGAGCUGCGCUAGCGGUGCUGCUGUGACACAAGUUCUUACGACUUUUUCGCCCACAAAUUGUUUCCACAAUGUCCCGAGCUCCUGUUCGGAGGGCACAUUUUGGCAGCUCGCAGGAGAGGAAACUUUUUCCCCUCCAUUAUGCACCGGACCGCCUGGGAAGCCAAAUGUCACGAGAGCUCGCGCCGCACAUCGGCCCCGGCUGCUAUGACAACCACGAGUUCGGGACCAUCGUGUACGACCUACAGAGGACACCGGGAAGUAAGAAAGGAUACAGCCUCGCUUCCAGGACCGCUGCACGCUUCCCCCCCUGCGGUGCGAUGACAGGGACGCCCUCCCCACAGCAGUACCAGCGGGAUCAAAGCCGGUCCCUGGUGCCUCCGCCGGGCAAAACACCUUUUAACUCGACUGCGCAGAGGUUCUACUCUGCGUCACGUGCAGUCGAGGACAGUCCAGGGCCCGGGACCUACGCUCACGCGGUGGCGACUAACAGGAAGGUCAGCUGGCCGAUGUGCUUCGGUAGGCCAGACUGGUCCAGGCUGCCUCAGAUGGAGAAGAGGUUCCUCAGGAAGCUAAACGGCGAACAGGAGUUCGUGAACCACAGAAGCAAAGUGGCCUACAUGAGCUUGUACUAUUAACUAAGCUGAUGGGUGUGAAUACAUUGUGAAAGUGA